Molecule: messenger RNA, 5314 nt
Organism: Linum tenue
Lineage: Eukaryota; Viridiplantae; Streptophyta; Magnoliopsida; Malpighiales; Linaceae
Source: the annotation of a GenBank genome assembly
UUUUUUUUUACAUUUUCCCCUCUGCCAUCUCCUCCUCCUGUUCUUCCUCUCCCUCUCUCUCUGUCCAUAAUCUCCUUUCACACACUACCGUGUCUCGAAAGACGCAAACACAGCCACAAAUCCACCGUCCGGAGCCAAAAUUCUCGCACUCCUCUAAUCUUCCUCGCUUCGGAAUCCGAGAUAAUAUUACCUGGCUGCGUUUCCCGGCGAGUUUCCUUCUUCUUCUUGCUCCGUCGGCGCUUCCUCUUCCUCUGAUCUCCGGGGAUUUCUUUUGAGGCUAGAUUGUCGCCGGAGUCGAACGGAGAAAAACAAGGAGAAGAUGGCGAAGCGUGGCAAAAUGUUCGUCGGUGUCUUGCUGCGGGAGUGAGAAUUAAGUUUGUCUUAGAGUCGGAUUAGCGUCGCUUGUUGGCAGGGAUUAGCUGCGAUUCUGCCCUGAAUUCGAGCUCUGAAUGCUAGCGACUUGCUCUACGUUUUUUUUGCCUUCGCUUCUGAGAUUUUGAUUGCGAAUUCGUUGGUGUUUUAGUCCUCGUUUCAGGGAGUAAGAUUUAAGCUAUCUGAGACUCGAAUUUGCGAGAUUGUGCGUUGAACUAGAGCUCCUAGUGCCACCGAUGCCCCCUCUUUGCUUUUCGUUUGGUGCUUCUUGAGCUGCAACUCCAUUUGGUGUUUCAGCGAGUGAGAUUUAAGCUCUCUUUGGAGUUGGAUUAGCGGAACUAUGUGCUGAUUAUUGAGAGUUUGUACGACGAUUAGAGGGAGUGUGAGAUUUGAGCUAUCUGAGCUCCGCUAGAUUUGCAUUUCUUGUUCAACCUUCGGAGCAUUUAAUGUGUAGUUACUAUUUCUGUGGUUUCUUGACCUAGUUUCAGUGUUCCCUUUAGGAAUUGUAUUGAUUUACAUUCUGUUGCACCUAUGUUUCGUUUCCUUUUCUUUUUUUACCACUUCCCAUUUUUCCUUGACUUAAAAUGACAUAGAGGAAUUUGUGGCGCACUCCAGCAAUGUGAAUUGCCUGAGCAUAGGAAGAAAGGCUGGUAGACUGUUCAUCACGGGUGGGGAUGAUCACAAAGUGAAUCUAUGGUCGAUUGGCAAACCUACUUCUUUGAUGAGUUUAUGCGGCCACACGAGUCCAGUUGGAUCCGUAGCAUUUGAUGCUGCUGAAGUUUUGGUGCUUGCUGGGUCUUCUGCUGGUGCAAUAAAAAUGUGGGAUUUAGAAGAAGCAAAAAAGGUAUGUGUAGUGGUUCGCACUCUUACUGGACACAGAUCCGACUGCAAUGCCGUUGAGUUUCAUCCAUUUGGUGAAUUCUUUGCAUCUGGUUCUGCGGACACGAAUCUGAGGAUAUGGGAUAUCAGAAAGAAAGGAUGCAUUCACACAUACAAGGGCCACAGUCAAGCCAUUAGUACCAUUAAAUUCACUCCUGAUGGCCGCUGGGUUGUGUCUGGUGGAUUUGAUAAUGCUGUAAAGGUGUGGGAUCUUACUGCAGGAAAGCUUUUACACGAUUUUAAAUUCCAUGAAGGACCUAUCAGAUCAUUAGACUUCCAUCCCCUUGAGUUUCUCUUAGCGACAGGUUCUGCUGAUCGAACUGUGAAAUUCUGGGAUCUUGAAACAUUCGAAUUAAUUGGAUCAGCAAGACCCGAGGCAACGGGAGUACGCUCUAUGGCGUUUCAUCCUGAUGGAAGGACACUUUUUUGUGGAUUAGACGAUAAUCUCAAGAUAUAUUCUUGGGAGCCUGUGAUUUGUCAUGAUUCAGUGGACAUGGGAUGGUCUACCCUUGGUGACCUCUGCAUUCAAGAUGGGAAACUUUUGGGUUGCUCAUACUAUCAUAAUACCGUUGGAGUUUGGGUGGCAGACAUUUCGCUUAUUGAGCCAUAUGGGACUGGUGAUGUGCAUGAAGAAAAUGAAUACACAGAGCAGAUGUUCACUUUCUCAAAAACUCAUUCUGGAGACAUAAGCAGUGAUAUAAAAUCAGUUGCGGGUUUGCGCUCUAGGUCUCCGGAAAUCGACACAAAAGACAUAAAGAACAUAUAUAUUGAUUCUAGUGGUGGAAGUCCUAUUGCUUUGCAAAGGACUGGUUCACUGAACUCUGGUAAUGUUGUCUUCCCAUUGGACACAAUUCAAGCAUAUAAUCCCCCAAUAGAGAAGCAAUGCCAUUCGGUGGAACUGAAUACCAAAUCUGGUGGUCAGACACUUGAUAAAUCUUUUAUUGCACCAACAGUAGUACCUCAGCAACCUGCCAUAGAAAAGGACUCUGUUGAUGCAAAAAAUGAAAAGAUUACCUUUUCAAGGACUAAACCAGGAAUGCUACUUAGACCGGUGAGAAGGGCUUCCAAAAGUGAUAUCAAGGACGUCUCAGUGAUAAUUGAACCUAUAAAUAUUGCCAAUGUAGCUAUUGAGAAAGAGAUUACAGCAGAUGUGCCUGUGCAGACCAAAAUUGUGCUUGAAGAGGGAACUCAGAAGUCCAAUGAGGAAAAAGGUUCUUUGUUUCCCAGUGUAGCACAAAAAUCCGAGAAGUUGCCAUCUCCAGAGAAACCCCCUACUAGUGAAAAUUGUGAUGAACCUGCUAAAACUAUAAGGACCGAGCCAAGUAACAAUGUGAAUGGAGGUGAUGAAGCUGAUAAAUUUAAAAGAGUAAACCCAGUUAGGAUUGUCAAUGGAGUUGCAGUGGUGGAAGGCAGAACUCGUUCUCUUGUUGAGAGGUUCGAAAGACGAGAAAAGUCAAGCACUGAAGAUCAAUCACCCAAUGGAGAUCUUCCUGUGCAAGGAGCAAUUAAUACUCCCAAUAUAACUCCUGAUAUGAGCCCUCAUAUAACAGCUGAAACAGAUAACACACAAGUCGCUCCUUUUUCUGAACCCAAGCCAGCUUCUAGAGGUAAACCGGAGUGUGAUGGAAGUCCAAUUCCACCAUCAAAUACAGCAUCGCCUGCUGUAUCUGAAGCAGAUAAAGCUCCCAUUCGAGUACGCAGGUCUUCUUCUCAUGGGUUACCUGGAACAGCUCCUGAUAUGAGCCCUCAUGUAACAGCUGAAACAGACAAAACACCAGCCACUCCUUUUUCUGAACCCACUCCAGCUUCUAGAGGUAAACCUGAGAGUGAUCGAAGUUCAGUUCCACCAUCAAAUACAGCCUCACCUGCUGUAUCUGAAGCAGAUAAAGCUCCCAUUCGAGUACGCAGGUAUUCGUCUCAUGGAUUACCUGGAACAGCUUCUGAUAUGAGCCCUCAUGUAACAGCUGAAACAUAUAAAACACCAGUCACUCCUUUUUCUGAACCCAAUCCAGCUUCUAGAGGUAAACCCGAGAGUGAUGGAAGUCCACUUCCACCAUCAAAUACAGCCUCACCUGCUGUAACUGGAGCUGAUAAAGCUCCCAUUCGAGUACGCAGGUCUUCUUCUCAUGGAUUACCUGGAAUCCAUAGAAGUAUAAAUCCUCCAUCUUCCACAUCCUCUCGCGCUGUAACUGAAGUGGACCGCCCUCACCGGAGGGCGUCCAGUGUAGGAACCUACCGUACUCGUCUGACCUCAUCGGCCCCAACAUCGUCUAAUCCUGUCCCUGAAUCAGAAGGCACCCAUCCAGUGGCAUCAUCGUAUAGAAACCUCAGCCGUACUGCCGAUACAGAUAUAUCACCCUUCGCCACAAUUCAUAAGAUACCACGUGAUCUACCUGCAACUGGUAGUAGGAUGACAACUGCAGUGAAGGAAGAGCAGCGGAUUUCUAUGAGAGAGUCGGUCUCUGCUAAUUUUGGACUUGCUGUAGCAUCUGAUAGAACCUCUAAUAAUACUCCUGAAAUGGAAAAAUUGCCCUUCUCCACAGUUAGUAGGCCCCGUCGCCGAGUACCUGGGAUGGAUAGAACGCGGCCAAUCAUGAAGGAAGAGCCACAGAUUUCUAUAAAGGACUCCACCUCUGCUGGUUAUGGACCUGGAAUGUCGUCUGACGCGCCUAACAAUACUCCUGAAGUCGAAAAAUCAGCACUCACAGCAGUUAAUAGGGCCCGUCGCCGUAUACCUGCAAUGGAUCGUGCACCUCCAAUCAUGAAGGGAGAGCCACAGGUUAUGCUAAGGGAGUGUGUCUCAGCUGAUCAUGGAUCUUCAGCAGCAUCUAAUUCUAGCCGAAGUAGUUCACCUGAAUUUGAAAAAUCCGCCUUCACUACAGUUAAACAGGCUACUCGGCGAGUGCCUGUGAUGGAUAAAUCACCUCCCACUGCGAAUGAAGAGCCUCAGAUUUCUGGAAGGGACUCUGGCUGUGGGGAUGUGAUUGAAGAUCUGUUGCAAAACCAUGAUGCCAUUUUAAGUACUCUUAAAUCUCGAUUAACUAAAUUGCAAGUCAUUCGACAUUUUUGGGAGCGGAGCGACUUCAAAGGUGCAAUCAAUGCCAUGAGGCGACUACCUGAUCACUCAGUCGGUAUUGAUGUGCAAGCAGAUGUGGUCGGUGUUCUAGUAGACAAAAUAGAAAUCAUCACCUUGGAUUUAUUUUCGUCCUUGCUUCCUGUGCUUGUGGGCUUACUCAAUAGCCAGAUGGAAAGGCAUGCAAAUACAUCACUGGAGAUGCUGCUGAAGCUUGUAGCAGUCUUUGGACCAACGAUUCGUUCCACAGUUUCAGCUCCUCGUCCAGUUGGCGUUAAUCUUCAUGCAGAGGAAAGGAUCGACUGCUGUAACCAAUGCUUCAUCGAGCUACAGAAGAUUCAACAAAUCCUUCCUUCACUCGUCAGGAAAGGUGGUGUCCUGGCGAAAUCUGCCCGGGAGUUGAAUCUAGUACUUCAACGACCUUGAGAUAACUCCGACCCAAUUCGAUCCCACACUGAACCAUAGAGUCCUUCGAGUCUCCCUCCCUGUGCGGCAUGUGGUUCUUCCUUUCUCCACCUGACGAUUUUGUCUUACUUCUUUCACUCCCGUCUGAGAUGUCUAUAUAAAUAUCGCCUCUGGAUACAGUACCAGAUUACGACGGGGCUGAAACAGUCGAAGUCGGGUGAUCGAAGCUUCAGACCAAGGUUUAACCUUUUUGUACAUUAGGGGGUGGAUGUUAAGGCAGGGACGUGAGCGGACCACUGCAGAACCCACACCAUGAUUCCUUCCAUUUUCAAGGUACUAACUCAGCAGCUCCCCUCUUUAAGCCUUUCUGGGUUUUCGGCCAUAAUACGUAGCUGCAUUGUCUGUUAUUUGUUUUGGUCGGGGUGCGAAUUUUCAGCUAUCCACACUGCUGCAACAACAUUUUGUAUAUUGCGAAAAUGGUUCAUUCAAUGAAAUUCUAUCAAGUGUAUUUCCCGCUCUCUUCUUUGUGACCUAACCUGCGAAUGACUCGCAAUCUGAAGCGAAAUGAUCCUACCCUUACGGAGA